Cercospora beticola is the source of this 348-nucleotide messenger RNA. RefSeq lists its product as uncharacterized. Lineage: Eukaryota; Fungi; Ascomycota; Dothideomycetes; Mycosphaerellales; Mycosphaerellaceae. The record is from RefSeq and is a predicted model, not a curated record.
AUGCCUGGCUCAGAGAAGAUCAAGCGGGUUUUCCAAACCGCCUGCAAGAAGCUCGACAAGGUAGUCGGCAACACACCAUCAGUCUCCACUACCUGUCCGACCUGCUACGCUCGCUACUGCUCCCAGAACUCCAAAAUCGCUUUGGUGGAGGGCGCGAAGCAGAUCUGCGCCGACUGCAUCGAGGAGAUGGAGUGCCAACUCCACGAUGAGCUGAAGCGGUGUUGGAAGGAGAAAGACUGGUCGGAGUACAAGUACUACGCGAAGGUGAAGACGCCCAAGUGUAGGAGGGUUGCUCUUGAGAACUUGUAUCGCGAGGUGGAGCAGGACAUGUUGGGGCGCUCGGACUAA